AUGUCCUCCGACGGAUCCCUCUACCUCUCCUCUGUUGAUGACACCCUCGUCGACGAACGAACAUUGUCGCUUCCCAGUUACCUUCGCUCCCCCACUGUGUCAGAAGUAGGGGACUUCGAAGCCCGAUACAUUCGGGAAGAGACUCGCAUGCUUAGCAUGUUAGAACAAGAGGACCAGAUGGAAGAAGUAGAAAGGAGGUAUCAGGCUCGGGUCGACGCUAAUGCAGCAGAAGAAGCAGCCGCAGCACAGACUCCUGGGUCCCCCGUCAUAGAUAUAUCCACAUCCUCGUCAUCCUCUCCCUCACCGCCCCCUUUGAUCCGAGAAGCUAACGAAGGCAUCAUCUUCCCGGAUAGGGAAACUUACCUCACGACCCCCAUCGUGUAUAUGAUGGGACUUAUCGAGGGGACACCUAACACAGAGUUCGUGUCAGGACCGACUAGACCGGAGAUUCAGAGGACGUUGGAGAUCUUAGAAGAAGAAAGGAGUUUCGUUUGA
Molecule: messenger RNA, 495 nt
Organism: Heterobasidion irregulare TC 32-1
Lineage: Eukaryota; Fungi; Basidiomycota; Agaricomycetes; Russulales; Bondarzewiaceae
Exons: 1
Coding region: 1-495 (164 amino acids)
Source: RefSeq, a predicted model, not a curated record